Tyto alba (common barn owl) is the source of this 3756-nucleotide messenger RNA. It is a transcript of the gene TMEM222, whose product is annotated as transmembrane protein 222. Bases 31 to 579 code for a protein of 182 amino acids. The record is from RefSeq and is a predicted model, not a curated record. The transcript is spliced from 6 exons. NCBI's taxonomy places the organism in Eukaryota, Metazoa, Chordata, Aves, Strigiformes, Tytonidae.
CGCUGGGGGGCGGGGGGGCGGGCCCCGGUGAUGGCGGAAGCGGAGGCCAAGAUGAAGCAGUUUAAUGGUGGCGGCGGGGCCGGGCUGGACGCCGAGCGCGGCCGCUUUCCUUACUGCGUGGUGUGGACGCCCAUCCCCGUCCUGACAUGGCUCUUCCCGAUCAUUGGCCACAUGGGGAUCUGCACGUCGACUGGAGUCAUUCGGGACUUUGCGGGGCCGUACUUUGUCUCAGAAGACAACAUGGCAUUCGGGAAGCCAGUGAAGUACUGGAAGCUGGAUCCCAGCAAAGUAUAUUCCACUAGUCCCAAUGCCUGGGACACAGCUGUACACGAUGCCUCGGAGGAGUACAAGCACCGAAUGCACAACCUUUGCUGUGAUAACUGCCAUUCCCAUGUGGCUCUGGCCUUAAACUUGAUGAAAUACGAUAACAGCACCUCCUGGAACAUGGUGAAACUCUGCUUCUUCUCACUCCUAUAUGGGAAGUAUGUAAGCAUAGGGGGAUUUGUGAAGACCUGGCUUCCCUUUGUCCUCUUCUUGGGGGUCAUCAUGACCGUUGUUCUCACACUUCAUUUGCGGUGAUGGCAGAUGUGAACUCCCCAUUCCAUGGGCACACGAAGGAAGAAACUGUGACUGUGACUGAUCCAGUGAGAUGGCAGCAUGGGACUCUGGGAUGCGUUUUCUGGGGAAGGUGGCAACUCCACUCCAUUGUAGCAGCUCAUCUUUGUUUCCUGGAACUGGCUUCUUUUCCUUCUGUUUUUGUUCUGUCGAUGGUGUCUCCCAGUGUCAGGGGUCUUGAAGCCUCUUGCUCUCUCCCUGAAUAUACUCCCUUUCUGCAAUUUGGUAGGUAGACACCCAAUCAGGAAAGGAGAGGUGUCGCACCUUUGCUUUCAGUGCCAAGUGAAAAGCCACAAGGAGCACGAGCAGAUAACACCUUGUAAGGUUCUCUCUGAUCACCUGGUUUCUUCCUCUUGGCAGAGUUCAUCAGCUGCUUCCUCAGAUUUCCCGAAUCUCCAAGAAGGAGUUGUUUCCCCGUUGCACGACUCUCCUGUAGCACAUGUUUCAAAGUGGAGGUGUGGGGUUCCUCUGGGGGAUGUGGAGUGCCGCAGCACUCACGGAUGGUCUCCCCAGAAGUGACAGAAAGGCGCUGACGGCGGGAUGCUCCUCUGAGGAGGCGCACAGAGGAACGCUCUGUGGCAGGGCAAAUUCAGCUGGUCCUGCUGGUGAGCCCAGGAAGGCAGGAAAGUCCAUCGAGUGGCUUGGGUAUGGCGCAUGGCAGUCUUUCAGUAGCCUGUUGCAGAGUUGGGAGUCUACUGCUACGUCCCUUUUAGCUUGUGCCAGAAAAAAUAGAGCUUCUCCCUGUGCUCUGAAUAUCUAAAAUUAUUGUUACGCUUCUCACGAGCCACUCACUUUCCUUUGAUCCUUAGUACUUUGUGUGUCGCAGCAUUGGUGAGCCUGCAGAGGUGGCAGCAGCAGCAGGGACACAUUUCUGGGGCAGAAGACUUAAGGUAGGGGUUUGAAAGCAUCCAUGAGAGCAGCACCUGAGACCUCAGCUUAGCGGGGCUGUCAGAGAUUAAAAGAUAAGGUGAAGGGACUGGAAAGCAUCCAUGUUCUGGUUGGGCUUUGCAGCAGCAAACUGGGACACUGGCUUUCUUGUCGCUGGCUCCAGGAUGGUCAACAGAAGGUCUGUGUACUUCCUUGGCGUGCUUUGAAGAGCACACCUGGGGCAAAAGCACUUUGCAGGACUGGCUUGGAUGUGAGAAAUGCUGGCCUGGCAGCGCUGGGGGGGGCUGAUGGCCCCUCUGAGCCCUGGAUCGGGCAGGAUGAGUAGCAUGGGGGCAGGUUGUUUUUGAGUUCCAGGCAGGAAGUGAAUUUGGACAUGACCCAGAGCCUCUUGCAGAGCGAGAGGUCUGGGUCUGUGUGUGCUGAGGCUCUGGCCUGCAGAUGCUGCUUUCUCUGGGGCUCUGAGCCAGGUGGCUUUCUUUAAAAAGCAUGGCUGAAGGUUUAUAUGCAGUUGAGCAGAUCCCUUCUGACUGCAGGGGCGGGAGAGUAGAUUUUCCACUCAUGCCCUGAAAGGCCAGCUCUUUACUCCACUACCUGAUGGAUUUCAACCUCAAGGAGUGCUCGUGGCCAGCAAGAAGGCUCUUCUCGACUGCCUGCCAUCUCUCUGGCUCCCUCUGACUGGGAAGGCCAUUCACUGUCACCUGGCUCUCAGGCCUGUCCCCGUGUGCCUCUCCAUCCGCUUCCAUCUCUAGCCAUACGGGAGGCUUGGGGACUCCUCUUGGGCUCCUCAAUUUCUGCAUUUCCUCCUUUUCCUCAGUCACUUAACCCCUUUAACCCUCCCUUCUCCCUAGUGUCCACUUGCCUCUGUCACCUGGUGCUGGCCUUUCUGGGAUGGGUGGAGAUGUGCAGACCUCAGUGCCCUUCCCCGUCUACCUGGAACUGAAAUAGUCGUCGGUGUCUGCUCUGCACAAUCAUCUCAAGCCUGUGUGGAGGGCGGGCUGCAGGGUGCUGGGCCUGGGGCUGAUUAGAAAGCCAAGAUCUUGAUCAAAGAGAACCUUACGAUGAAAGGAUGGUGUCUUACCGAGCUCCUCUGUGCUGCUGCGGUCUCCACCCGGCUAGCCUGCUGGCUAACGUGCCCUAGGACAAGCCAGUUGAACAGGAGAGAUUAGUCUUUUGCCUCUGUUUUUAAUUUAAGUAUGAUUUCUCGGAGUGACCCGCCAAGGAUGCGCUUGGAGUCCCUGGCCCCAGGGCUGAAGCCAACCUGUCUUACACAGUAGCAAUAACCUAGAGACUCCUAGGCCUGUCUCACACGUUGAUUCAGUGUUUUAUCGACAAGCUAUACAAGUGUUGCCAAAGCUGAGACUUCAAUUUGUCGGGAGAGGCCGGGAGCGGGGCUGCUGGCCACUGUCCCUGCUCCUGGGACUUCUGAGAACAUGCCGAGUGCCAUUCCCCACCGUGAAAAUCCUUGUCGUUUGCUCCUAACGCUUUUUUCACCAGAUCUGGGUUUCGAAUGGACACUUUACCAUGAGCAGCAGGUGAGCCUCGUAAGUUGCUUGGAGUUCUGGCUGAACAGCCGACCCGCUUCCACCGACGGAGACGGAAGACUGCUCCGGGCAUCCGAAGGAAACGCGGCUAACGGGAGAGCAAGGCCCGAAGCUGAGGUACGGCAGGGCCAGCCCGCACGUCCGUGCUGGACACUCGGAGCUGCACAACGCAGGAUGAUGCCCACGGAGGUCGGCUGCUGGGCGAGGCGGGUGGGCUGGUCACGUUUACAGGUUUUCCUACGCUGUGGGAGUGCGGAGGAAGCCCGGCGGUGCUCGGCGUGGGUUCCCCGUGGCGCUGCAGCCAGCGGCUGCGGUCGGUGGGGGGGGGGGGGGGAGUGGGCUGCUUCCUCUUGGCGUGGGAGGUGGCAGAAUGGGUGGGUGGGGAAGGAAUGUCCUCUCCUUGCAGCUUCCUUCAUCUCGCCACCGGCUUCUUCGCAGUGCCCCCUUCAACCAGCCACAUCAAAGGUCCACCCUGUCCUUCACCUCCCAGAUGCCAGUUUUCCGCUCCCCUCCUUUCCCCUUUGCACGUGCUUGUGCUGCAGAGCUCCGUGGCUUUGCCGUUGCUCUCUGGCGAGGGCGAGCCCUCCGUACCCUCAUCCUUUGUUCUCUUCAUCUCUGUGGGGCGCUGGAUUACUUUGUAAAUAUUUAAACUGUGCUUCUGUGGUUUCAUAAUCCUGACGGUAGGGGAAAUAAACUUAUUUCUGUGGAUGUC